AUGAAUGGAGAAAGUGAGAUAGUUUGGUCAUCAAAUGUUACGACAUCUUCAGUUAAUGCCAGUGCCCAGCUUUUGAACACUGGAAAUCUCGUUCUGCGAGAUUUAAGUGGGCGUCCGUUGUGGGAGAGUUUUGGGCAUCCGUCCAAUAAUUUUUUGCCUACUUUGAGGAUAGUUGACAACAUAAAUACAGGUAAUAAGGUGGUCGUGUCCUCAUGGAAAACCCCGACAGAUCCCGAAGUUGGAAAUUUCACAGCGGGUCUCCAGGCUCUGAAUAUUCCUCAAAUCUAUACUUGGAAUGGGAAUCGUCCACACUGGCGAAGUGGUCCAUGGAAUGGGCAGAUUCUUAUUGGUGUACAAGAUAUGUAUUCUGUUUACCUGGAUGGAUUCACUGUGGUCAACGAUUCUUCAGGAACUUACUAUUUUACUGCGCCAGAGGGGAAAUUCUUGAUGAGAAUUACGUUGAAUUCUACGGGGAGUUUGGUUCAAACGUUGUGGAAUGAUCAGACACGGAAUUGGGAUACUACAUGGUUGGCUCCUCAACAAGAAUGUGAUGUUUAUGGGACUUGCGGGCCAUUUGGGAGUUGUAAUGCUCUGAGUUCGCCUAUUUGUUCUUGUCUGAGAGGGUUUCAACCAAAGAAUUCCGAGGAAUGGGGAAGUGGGAACUGGUCUGGCGGAUGUGUCCGAAGCAAACCUUUGCUUUGUGAUCGCAACAAUAAUACGAGCAGUGGUGGCAAAGAAGACGGAUUCUUGAGGCUUCUGUCUAUGAAAGUGCCAGAUUUUCCUGAACAGGGACCCUCUAGGCCGGUAGAGGAAUGUAGAAGUCUCUGCUCGAUGAAUUGCUCGUGCAUAGCCUAUGCACGUGACACGAAUCUUGGUUGUAUGUUCUGGAGCCAAGAACUGAUUGACGUUCAGCAAUUUUCUAACGUUGGUGAAGAUCUUUACAUUCGUCUAGCUUCUUCAGAACUAGAUGAGCACAAAGACAAAAAGCUGAUUAUUAUCAUUCCAAUAGUGGUGGGUCUGGUUGCCAUUUUGAUUUGCAUCUUCAUUUAUUGGUGGUUAAUGGCUAGGCGAAAAGGAGCCAAAGGAAAAGUAGAUGCAAAGUUGUAUGAAGCUGGGCAAACAUAUCUAUCAGCUUCGGCCGAAAUAGUGCUUAAAGAUGAUAUGGAUAAAGUUAAUCUUGAAGAGUUUCCAUUAUUCACCUUAGACGUGUUUCUGUUUGAUCCUUCACAUCCAUCACAGAAGAUUCUCGAUUGGAAGAAACGUUUUAGUAUCAUUGAAGAUUUUGGAAUGGCAAGAAUAUUUGGAGGCAACCAAGAUCAAGCCAACACUGGAAGAGUCGUAGGAACUUACGGAUAUAUGGCGCCAGAAUAUGCCAUGGAAGGAAGAAUUUCUGAAAAAUCUGACGUUUAUAGUUUUGGCGUUCUGAUGUUAGAAAUCGUGAGUGGGAAAAAGAACACCAACUUCUACAAUCACGAAUGGUCGUUAAGCCUUUUGGGUUGUGCAUGGAAAUUAUGGAAUGAAGACAACGGUUCAGCCUUCAUAGAUCAAACGAUAUACAAAGCCGAAUUCCAGGGAGAGAUGGUGAGGUGCAUUCACAUUGCACUAUUGUGUGUCCAAGAAUUCCCUAAUAACCGGCCUACAAUUUCGACUGUUCUUGCAAUGCUCAGUCGGGAAAUUGUGGAUUUGCCUGUGCCGGAGCAACCGGUUUUUGCCGAGAAGUGGAACCGUAGUCAUAUCACCUCUUCCCAGAUGGGUGUCUCCAUUAACGAUGUCACUUUUUCAGUGCUUGAUGGACGAUGA
Molecule: messenger RNA, 1800 nt
Organism: Fraxinus pennsylvanica
Lineage: Eukaryota; Viridiplantae; Streptophyta; Magnoliopsida; Lamiales; Oleaceae
Source: the annotation of a GenBank genome assembly